GCUUCAACCACUCACUGCUUGCUGGCUGUUGCUGUUCUCCUCCCAGACUCCCCCCAUCUUCCCUCACUUACUCUCCCAUUCCCACUCUUCUUCUGCUUUGUGUCUCUCUCCCCAUCAUCUCCUUCUUCUAUUGCUGCCUGUCUUUUACAGCCUCUUUCUGCUUUCUCCAAUUUCCUCACCCUUGAUUCUCCGUCGCCCCCCCCGUCAUUAGAUUCUCCCCCAUGGCUUCUGUACGUCUUGCCUGAUCGCCUCUUCAGCUUUAGCUGUUGAUGCUCAACGUCACGGCUGCUUCCUCCCCUCUAUCCUUUUCUCCAUCCAUGCGUUUGGCGAUCCUCCGCACGCGCUCGC
Molecule: messenger RNA, 348 nt
Organism: Aspergillus aculeatus ATCC 16872
Lineage: Eukaryota; Fungi; Ascomycota; Eurotiomycetes; Eurotiales; Aspergillaceae
Exons: 1
Source: RefSeq, a predicted model, not a curated record